Messenger RNA from Pocillopora meandrina, 3189 nucleotides. The record is from the annotation of a GenBank genome assembly. Lineage: Eukaryota; Metazoa; Cnidaria; Anthozoa; Scleractinia; Pocilloporidae.
AUGUUUCGGGUAUACUUCGAGAUCAAUGAUCACACAAGGAGUGAAAGAUGCGCCGAAAUAGCUGUUUCACUAUCGCACGACACUGGUAACGCGAUGAUAGAAGCAUUCUUCAGCGUAAGUCUGGCAAAAAUGUAUUUUGACCAAAGACGGCUUGAAGAGUCAGAAAAAUUUUGCGAGAGAGCAAUCAGAAUCUUAAAGGUAAUUAGGGAGAGAGAAAUAGAAGCCGAAGCCUACACUUGUCUCGGACGUGUUUCCCACAUGCAAAGAAAAUAUCAAAAGGCAAAAGGGAAUUUCGAGAAGGCACUUGCCAUCCACAUAGAAAUUAGAGACAAGAAGGGAGAAGCAGACGCUCGCACAAACCUAGGAGCAGUGUUACAUUCACUUGGUGAAUAUCAGAAGACUAAAGAAUAUUUUGAGAAAGCACUUGCCAUCUACAUGGAAAUUAGAGACAAGAAGGGAGAAGCAGACGCUCGCACAAACCUAGGAGAGGUGUUACGUUCACUCGGUGAAUAUCAGAAGGCUAAAGAAUAUUUUGAGAAAGCACUUGCCAUCUACAUGGAAAUUAGAGACAAGAAGGGAGAAGCACACGCUCGCACAUGCCUAGGAGAGGUGUUAUAUUCACUUAGUGAAUAUCAGAAGGCUAAAGAAUAUUAUGAGAAAGCACUUGCCAUCUUCAUGGAAAUUAGAGACAAGAAGGAAGAAGCACACGCUCGCACAAACCUAGGAGCGGUGUUAUAUUCACUUGGUGAAUAUCAGAAGGCUAAAGAAUAUAAUGAGAAAACACUUGCCAUCAGCAUGGAAAUUAGAAACAAGGAGAUAGAAGCACACGCUCGCAAAAACCUAGGAGUGGUGUUACGUUCACUCGGCGAAUAUCAGAAGGCUGAAGAAUAUAGUGAGAAAGCACUUGCCAUCUUUAUGGAAAUUAGAGACAAGAAGGGAGAAGCACACGCUCGCACAAACCUAGGGGUGGUGUUAUAUUUACUUAGUGAAUAUCAGAAGGCUAAAGAAUAUUUUGAGAAAGCACUUGCCAUCAGCAUGGAAAUUAGAAACAAGGAGAUAGAAGCACACGCUCGCACAAACCUAGGAGAAGUGUUUGAUUUCCUUGGUGAAUAUCAGAAGGCUAAAGAAUAUCACGAGAAAGCACUUGCCAUCAGCAUGGAAAUUACAGACAGGAGGGGAGAAGCAGACGCUCGCUCUAACCUAGGAAGUUUGUUAUUUUCACUUGGUGAAUUUCAGAAGGCUAAAGAGUAUUUGGAGAAAGCACUUUCCAUCUUCAUGGAAAUUAGUGGGAGACAGGGAGCAAUGAAAUGUUUCAUUGGACUCGGAAGUUGCUUUCUUUCGCUUGGAAAAUAUCGGGACGCUCACGAACAUGGGGAGAAAGCACUCUCUAUUGCGAUGGAAACCGGUGACAGAGCAGGAGAAGCGGCAGCGUAUGGUAUCCUUGGAGAGGUUCGGUAUUCCUUACUUGAUUAUCAAAUGGCCAAAACAUACAACGAGAAGCAAAUUUUUAUCAGCACUGAGAUUGGUCGCAGACUUCUAGAGGCAACGGCAUACCUGGCAAAAGCAAGGAUUCUUCAACAUGGCAAACAAAACAAAGCUGUAGAAUGCAUUGAGAAGGCGCUCUUAAUAUGUGGUACUAUUGGCGACAUUAGAGGCAAUUUUGCAGCCCUAGCUCAACUCUCUUACAUUAAAGUAUUGCAAUCAAAGUUCCAGGAGGCGGAGUCUCAUCUUCAUGAAUGUAUUGCCAAGUAUGAAAAAUUGCGACAUUCCUUGCACGGAAACGAGCAGUUUCAAGUAUCUCUUUUAGAUACUAGAGGACUUUUUCCAUACAAGAUGCUUAGUGAAUUGCUUUGUCAUUCCAGAAAUCCUAAAGAAGCACUUUAUGUCGAGGAGCUGGCACGGGCUAGGUGCUUGGCAGAAUCUAUGGCACUCAACUUUUCCGCUGAAAAUCACAUCUCAUCUGAUCCCAAAUCAUGGUUCAGGAUUGAAGAGAUUUCAAGAGAAGAAGAGAACUGUACUUUCCUGUACAUUUCGUAUUAUUAUCGAAAAGUUCGAUUGUGGGUUUUGAAAAGUAACGGAGACACUUUAUUCCGAUCUUCCGAAGUAGUGGAUGACAAGACUCUCAUAGCGGAGAAAGCUUUCAAUUUAAAUAGCUUUUUCGACCAAGAUCUCCGCGGCUUUGGAAUUUUACCUGCCCAUAAAUGCGAAGAUCGAUCUUUGAGUGAAACCAUGCCGAUAUCACUUCACGACCAGAGCGAAGCAGAUUUGCGAGGAGAGGAAACUCCAGAAACUACAAGAAGACUUAAUUUGUGUUCCAAACUCAUCAUCACUCCAGUGGCCGAUCUACUUACAGAGCCAGAGAUCGUUAUUGUACCCGAGCGUAGCUUGUACCGAGUCCCAUUUGCAGCCUUAAGAGACAAAUCAGACGGUAGAUACAUAUCGGAGACUCACAGGAUUCGCAUCGUCCCUUCCUUGACGACUCUUAAGCUCAUUCAGGACUGCCCAGCAGAUUUUCACAGCGAGACCGGUGCAGUAGUUGUUGGUGACCCCAAGGUAGGAAAGGUGUAUUACAUGGGAGGUGAAAGGACAUUUGUACCAUUGCAUUGUGCAAGAAAGGAAGCAGAGAUUAUCGGAGAACUGCUCGGAGUUCAGCCUUUGUUGGGAGAGCGUGCAAAGAAGCAGGAAGUACUUCAAGCGAUGAAUUCAGUGAGUUUGAUUCAUAUUGCUGCCCACGGUAACGCCGAAAGAGGAGAGAUUGCCCUCUCCCCCAGCCUUGCCACUAACACUAUUCCAGAGGAGGAGGACUACCUUUUGAGGAUCUCUGAUGUAUCACAAGUUAAGUUGCGAGCCAAACUGGUAGUACUCAGCUGUUGUCACAGUGGACGUGGAGAAAUUAAAGCCGAGGGAGUUAUUGGAAUCGCUCGAGCGUUCCUAGCAUCCGGCGCACGUUCAGUGUUGGUGACAUUGUGGGCCAUAGAGGACGAAGCAACAGAGAAGUUUAUGAGGCGUUUCUACAGACACCUUGUUGAUGGAGAUAGUGUCAGUGAAUGUCUUCAUCAGGCCAUGAAAUGGCUGAGAAGCAACGGCUUUCCCAAAGUUUCCCAGUGGGCUCCGUUCAUGUUGAUUGGAGAUAACGUGACAUUUGACGUCAAGAAACAAAGGUUAGUUUUAUUUCCGAAAGGUCACUAG